AUGCUCUCACGUGUUGCUGCAGUGAAGGCACCCCGCACACACAACCGUCGCCGCGUGACCGGAUCGAGCGGCAUGAGGAGGGAAGGAAGAGAAAGUGAGCCGCAGAGGCCCCACAUGUUCCGGCAUCACUUCUAUUCCGCGGUGCUCCUCCUUCUAAUGCUCUGCGGCAGUGGUGAAGCUGCCGCCGACGGGGAAAGUAAAUCAAAUCAAGGAGCUUCGUCGGGAAAACAUUAUGUUUGGAGAGAUGUGAAAGAUGGAGAAGAAAAAUUGAUUUUGCUCCGUGUUCCCAGUCUCGUUGAAAUGGAUGGUGAAGUGUUUGCCGUUGCCGAGGCGCAGUGCCCGAAGGAGGGUGAAGAAGGCGGUUUUACUGGGAUUGCCUCGGAGCUCCUGGAGUGGACUGGUGAACAAGAAAAAGAGGAGUUGGAUAGAACAAAAUUGAAGACACAAGUACUGGAGGAAUGUCCGUCCGGCGAUAAAGGCGUCUGCAGCAUAGCGAAUCAGGCUGUUUCUCAAGGAGUGAAGAAUGUACAUGUGAGCCGACCAACAACAGUUGUGAAGGGGAGUGAUAUUUACAUGAUUGCUGGAAAUUACAGUUGGACACUUAAAGCUGGCGAUCAGGAUAGUGGUGCAGCUGGCUGGGGACUCAUGCUGGUGAAAGGGAACGUCAGUACUGUUGACAGUAAAAAAAGAAUACUUUGGAAUGACACUUACGUUAUCCCGUGGAAUUAUAAAGGCAACCAAAAUGAACCCCUGAAACGGCUGAUUGGCAGCGGAGGAUCGGGUCUUAAGAUGGAGGACGGUACGCUUGUGUUUCCGCUGGAAGGCACCAAAAAGAAGGAGGCCGAUGCCGAAGAGGAUGGAAAGACUGUUUCACUUGUCAUAUACUCCACAGGUAAUGAGGGUUGGGUGCUGCCGAAGGGGAUGUCUGCCGAUGGCUGCGGUGUUCCCUCCGUCGUGGAGUGGGAGAAGGACAAACUCAUGAUGAUGACUGCGUGUGAUGGUGGCCGCCGCAGGGUGUACGAGUCCGGUGACAAGGGGGAGUCGUGGACGGAGGCACUCGGGACACUCUCGCGCGUGUGGGGCAACACAAAGGGUGAAAAGGUUGAACUCGUUGGGAGCGGGUUCACCACAGCGAAGAUUGAUAAGAAAAAAGUGAUGCUUGUCACUCUGCCGGUGUAUUCUAAAGAGAAAGAGAAAGAAGAAAAAGAAAAGGGCAGUCUCCAUCUUUGGCUGACGGACAACACGCACAUUGUCGAUAUUGGGCCGGUAUCCGAUGAUGACGUUGCCGCCAGCUCCCUGCUGUACAAAAGUGGUGAAAGUGGAAGUGGCGAUAAUAAUGGGGAAGAGUUGAUUGCACUGUACGAGAAGAAGGAGAGCGGUGAUGAGGACGCAUCACUCGGUAUGGCUUCUGUGCUUCUGAAUGCGCAGCUGGAGAAGGUGAAGGAGGUGCUGAAAACGUGGAAGAAUGUGGACGAACGUGUCUCCCAGCUGUGCACCUCUGAGAAGGUUACCUCAAGUGAAACUGCCUGCAGUGCUGAUAUUAAGAUCACGGAUGGGCUGGUUGGCUUUUUGUCCGGCAACUUCUCUGAGAACACAUGGAGGGACGAGUACCUCGGGGUGAACGCCACAAUAAAGGGGAAUGAUGGGGCAACAGAGGCUUCCGAUGGUGUGAAGUUCCAGGGAGCGUGGGCGGAGUGGCCUGUUGGCAGUCAGGGGGAGAAUCAGCUGUACCACUUCGCGAACUACAACUUCACUCUUGUGGCGACGGUGUCCAUCGACGGUGAGCCGAAGGGAAAUACCCCCAUUCCAUUGUUGGGUGUGCGUGCGGGCAGUAACGGGGGAAAAAAACUUUUUGGACUGUCGUACAACGGCGGAGAUAAGUGGCAAUUGCUGUGCGGUGGCGGAAAAAACAAGGAAAUCAGCAGCACAUGGAAGCGAGGGACAAAACACCAAGUGGCCAUUGUGCUACGGAACGGCACCCAUGGCUCCGCGUACGUCGAUGGUAAACGUCUGGGGAAGGAUGCGCAAUGUGAAUUGAAAAAUACAGAUUCGGAAGGGAUCUCGCACUUCUACAUUGGAGGGGAUGGUGGCAGUGCAGACAACACAAGAAGCCGUGAAGUGGUGUCUGUGACGGUGACGAACGUCCUGCUGUACAACCGCCCGCUGACUUUUUCAGGUGGGAAUGCCGAGGUGGAAGAAGUUACCGAUUCACCAUCAGCGGAGCCUGCUUCUCCAUUUGUGGCAAGGAAUCAAAAUGCGGCGCCUCCUGCAAAGAUACCUCCUGAAGCUCCGGUGGGGCAAACGACCUUGCAGCAGCCUCAACACGAAGGUAAAGGGCAAAAUGCAACGGCGGAGGAAUCUGCCACUACACAAGAAGUUCCGGCGACCACAUCGCAGGGAAGUGUAGAGAAGGCGGCGGCUUCGAACUCCCAUGCCGCUGGAGAAGCAAGAGAUGAUGCCGGCAUUAUGCGUGAGAGCGGACUGCUGCCAUCGCUGCUCCUUCUGUUGGGACUGUGGGGGUCUGCAGCUCUGUGA
Trypanosoma cruzi is the source of this 2535-nucleotide messenger RNA. RefSeq names its product trans-sialidase, putative. The coding region runs from base 1 to 2535 and encodes 844 amino acids. Gene Ontology annotation, molecular function: exo-alpha-sialidase activity. NCBI's taxonomy places the organism in Eukaryota, Euglenozoa, Kinetoplastea, Trypanosomatida, Trypanosomatidae. The transcript has a single exon. The record is from RefSeq and is a predicted model, not a curated record.